GUCAUAGCAACAUGUGAAAAAAGCGGCACUCACUGCUCGUGUUUUGCAUCUCGUCCCGCCAUUGUUUCGCUGUUUUGCUUUUUUGCUUUACUCAGAAACCGCCCAAUACCGGCCUUUAGAGUUGAAUUGCCGUCACUGUCUGCCAAAAAUGUCUUCAUUCACUGAUUACAUAGACUUUUCCCAGCCUAGUCUGCGAAUCUCUGCAUUGGCGAUUGCAUUCAAUCCUAUCUUCUGGAACAUUGUGGCGCGUCAGGAGUAUAAAUCUCAUUUUUUGACCCGCAUAUUUGGGAGCCCAUACUAUGGCUGCUACUUCCUAGCUGUCGUGAUCUUCUCACUGGGCAUUUUCCGGGACCAUCUGUAUUACAAUGCGUUGCAAGACCAACCUUACUACGAGCCCGUCCACCAACCAUACAUUGCAUACGGUCUCUUUGUUGUGGGCAACACACUUGUGAUUUCCAGCAUGUGGGCUCUCGGCGUCACUGGAACGUAUCUUGGCGACUACUUCGGCAUUCUGAUGGACGCCCCUGUCACCGGAUUCCCUUUCAACGUGUCCGGCUCUCCCAUGUACUGGGGUAGCACGAUGAGCUUCCUUGCUACUUCCUUAUACUACGGAAAAGCUGCCGGGCUACUCUUGACCCUGGAAGUUUUCGUCCUCUACUGGUUCGCCUUGAAGUGGGAGGACCCAUUCACCGCCGAGAUUUAUGCGAAGCGCGAGCGCGAGAGAGCCAAGAGCGCAAAGCGCUCCUAAAUACGCCACUGUAAGCUCUUGCGCAUUAGUCACUAGUGAUGACUUCUAAGCUCGCACACUCGAGACUACAUUCCAUACAAAAAAAAGUCGACAUGUUGUGAAGUUCGAUUCUAGCUUCAAAAAGAUUACUCUCGAUCUUUUAAAAAUACCCAGUGGGGUGAUUAAUCAAGUAUACAAUAUUCUCAUUGUGGACUAAGCCAUGAUUGUUGAAUGGGAAUAUAAAAACGGGGGCAGGAUCCUGUCUAUUAAGAUCCUGGAGGUUGGUUUGGUUCUAUAGAGAAAAAUUAAAAAAAGCAUACACUCUAUAUAUAUAGAAUAUAAUUGAUUUUGCGAUAUCUACACAAAA
Messenger RNA from Talaromyces proteolyticus, 1094 nucleotides. RefSeq names its product phospholipid methyltransferase. Gene Ontology annotation, molecular function: S-adenosylmethionine-dependent methyltransferase activity. The transcript is spliced from 5 exons. Bases 149 to 748 code for a protein of 199 amino acids. The record is from RefSeq and is a predicted model, not a curated record. NCBI's taxonomy places the organism in Eukaryota, Fungi, Ascomycota, Eurotiomycetes, Eurotiales, Trichocomaceae. Gene Ontology annotation, biological process: phosphatidylcholine biosynthetic process.